AUGGGCAAACUUAUUGCCUGCGUUUGUUUCUUCAUAGUCUUAGAAUAUGUGAAUAGCUAUGAAUGUUCCAAUGAGACAGUAGAUGCAGUAUCACAACAGUUGGCCGAGUUUAGAAGCAGACACCCGAGACCAAUUGGUGUGUGGACCAAGCAUAAUGGUGACCCAAUAGACAUCAGAGAUACCAUUACUCUAAACUCGGAUGUUUUCAACAACAAACAUCAUUUUCUUCUAACUUCUCACGUCGACAGAGAAAGAAUUCCAGAACGAGUGGUACAUGCAAAAGGGGUCGGUGCAUACGGAUAUUUUGAAGUUACUCACGAUGUAUCCAGAUAUAUCAAAGCCGAUGUAUUCAACGGUAUUGGAAAAAAAACACCUGUCGUUGGGCGUUUUUCUACAGCCACACAGAACCUUGGAGGCACUGACUUGGGCAGGGAAAUGAAAGGAGUAGCCUUAAAGUUUUACACAAAUGAAGGAAAUCUUGAUUUGAUAUGCUUAAAUAUACCAAUACUUUAUAAAGACCCUAUAGACUUCUUGUCCUUCAUACGAUCUUUCAGAAGGAAUCCUCGUACUGGAAUAUUUGACAAUACAAUGAGAUGGGACUUCAUGAUUAUGAGACCUCAUGUUUUGCACAUAAUUAUGUGGUUACAAUCUGACCUUGGUUUACCAGAUGGGUAUAGAAAGAUGAAUAAUUUUCCAAUCCAUGCAUAUGAGGUUUACAACAAAAAGGGAGAUAGGUAUUAUGUAAAAUUCAACUUUAGAACUGAAAUAGGGUUGUUCAAUUUAACCAAUGCUCAAGCGCAAGCAAUAGGAACUGAAGAUCCAGAUUAUUACAAUAGAGAUCUGUAUAAUGCAAUUGCAGCGGGUAACUACCCGUCUUGGAGAUUAGAAAUGGACAUUUUGACGAAAGAUGACUUAACAAAGAUUGAUUAUGAUCCGUUUGAUCUAACACGACAAUGGAAGAGAGGAACAUACAGAACCGUAACAGUUGGUAAAUUAGUUUUCAAUCGUCGUGUUGACAAUGUAUUUAAAGAUGUUGAGCAAGCUGCUUUUAAUCCAGAUAACUUAGUUCCAGGAAUAGUAGGUCCACCUGAUUCUCUAUUUAAAGCUCGAAGAGUUUUCUAUCCUGACACUCAACAUUACCGUUUGGGAGCAAACCAUGCAAAUACAGGAGUCAAUGCUCCUAUUUAUGACAGGAAUUAUAAUCGCGAUGGAAAACCACCUGUUUUGGAUAACAUGAAGGAUGCACCGAACUAUUAUCCUAAUUCUUUUAAUGGACCCAUGCCUUACGUUGACGAGGCUCGACCAACAGAACGUUUGUUUGUUUUGCAAAAUACUGCAGUAGACUUGCAACCCAUGUCUGAGUUUUACAAUGAAAUUGUAGAAAGUGACGCUCAUCGACAAAGGAUAGCCAAUAAUUUUGCUGCUUCAUUCGAAGGGGUACCCAGUGAUAUCGAGAGGAAGGGGCUUAAGUUACUAUCAUUAGUGGAUCCUGAUUUAGGCAGAAGAGUUAAGAUAGCGUUGAAUAUAGCCAAGGCUAAAGCAAUGAUACCUCUAAAGGAGAGAUAUGAUAGCAGAGCUCAGUGUUUAAGUACGACUUAG
Molecule: messenger RNA, 1599 nt
Organism: Helicoverpa zea (corn earworm)
Lineage: Eukaryota; Metazoa; Arthropoda; Insecta; Lepidoptera; Noctuidae
Product: catalase-like
Exons: 2
Coding region: 1-1599 (532 amino acids)
Biological process (GO): response to hydrogen peroxide; hydrogen peroxide catabolic process
Cellular component (GO): peroxisome; mitochondrion; cytoplasm
Molecular function (GO): catalase activity; heme binding
Source: RefSeq, a predicted model, not a curated record